UACCAUAUACACACACGACUCAUGCGUGAAGUAAAUGUGAAGAAACACUUCCUUUUGUUAAUGAAUCUAUUCGUUUAGUAAAUAAAGUUUUAAUUAAAAUAAAUGAUAAUGAGUGACGAUGAUCGUGAUAUCGAUAUUGAAAGUGAUGAAGAAGAUUCGGAUUCAAGAUCCCAGCCUAGGCAGAAUUCUGGAAGUCAAUAUUUUUCACAGGCGGAAAAAAGGGCACAUCACAACGCAUUGGAACGAAAGCGACGUGAUCAUAUAAAAGACAGUUUUAGCAGUUUACGUGAUGCGGUACCGUCUUUACAAGGAGAAAAAGUGGCUAGUCGUGCACAAAUAUUGAAGAAAGCUGCUGAAUAUAUUCAAUUCAUGCGACGAAAAAAUAAUUCACAUCAACAGGAUAUUGAUGAUCUCAAACGGCAGAAUAAUCUAUUAGAAUCUCAAAUACGGACGUUAGAAAAAGCACGUGCAACCGGUAAUUUUGCUGUAGAAGCAAGUGAAAGUGGUAAAGUUGGCUUAGAUGAUGGUGUUUAUCAUCCUGGUGAAACAGAAAGUGACACGUCGGAUACAGAAGGAACAGUUAUGCCACCAAUGCCCCGACGAGGUCCAAAAAAAUUAAAAGUCGCCAGUGUAUAUCAUUAAUAGUAUAUAUAUAUUGCACAAAUAUGUAAAAUUAUUAAA
This is a messenger RNA of Chrysoperla carnea, 681 nucleotides long. RefSeq names its product protein max (gene Max). The record is from RefSeq and is a predicted model, not a curated record. The coding region runs from base 103 to 642 and encodes 179 amino acids. The transcript has 5 exons. Lineage: Eukaryota; Metazoa; Arthropoda; Insecta; Neuroptera; Chrysopidae. Gene Ontology annotation, biological process: positive regulation of transcription by RNA polymerase II. Gene Ontology annotation, cellular component: RNA polymerase II transcription regulator complex. Gene Ontology annotation, molecular function: protein dimerization activity; DNA-binding transcription factor activity.